AUGGUCGCAAUUACCUCCAAGGCGCCAGCCGUUAGCGAUAGCGAUCAAUCGACUUCUCCUAUCGACAACUUGUCAUCGAUCCUUGAGACCCUAACAGAAUGCCUGAACAGCGCUUCCACUUCGUUACCUUCAUCGACCGAAUCGGAAGACAAAACGACGAGUCCUACAAUCCUACCUCCUUCAGAUGGCAUUUCGCUACUAGACACAAAAGCCGAGUUACUCCUCUCGUAUCUGCAAAAUCUCGUUUUCCUGGUCCUAUUCCAGCUCCGGGGACGCGGAAAGAGUGAAGGUCAAGGUGAUGUUUCGCUGGAGGAUGUUGUCAGGAAAUUGACGGAAUUGAGGGUGUAUCUCGAGAGAGGUGUCAAGCCUCUUGAGGGCAGAUUGAAAUAUCAGAUUGACAAGGUUGUCAAAGCAGCCGAGGAUGCAGAGCGGGCGAGCAAGAGCGCACCCAAAGCAGGAAAGAAAAUCAAAAACAAGGGUGGAGAUGACAGCGACAAUUCGGAAGAUGUGUCCGAUGACGACGAGGACGAAGAAGAGGAUAGCGAUAAUGAGGAAAUUGACGAAAUGGCUUACCGACCCAACGUAACUGCAUUCUCGAAGGAUGUACCGAAAGCCGACAGAGACGCUAGGACAACAACGUCGAGAGAUACAAAAGCUCAACCAUCAGAUGGAAUCUACCGACCACCUAGGAUCAAACCUACUGCUUUACCCACAACUGAAAGCCGUGACCGUGAUCGUGACCGCCGACCCAAGAAGUCGAGUGUCAUUGACGAAUUCGUUUCUGCCGAGAUGUCAGCCGCACCAAUGGCAGAACCCAGUAUUGGUAGCACCAUCCAGCGUGGUGGAAGACAAGUCAUGUCGCAACAAGAUCGUGCACGUGAAGCUGAACGUCGUACAUACGAAGAAACCAACUUUGUGCGUUUGCCCAAAGAAAGUAAAAAGGAACGUGCAAAGAGAAAGGCUGCCGAGGGACCUCGUGCAGGCGGCUUUGGAGGCGAAGAUUUCCGCUCAUUGGGUGAAGGAGCGGAUAGAAUUGCUAGACUCACCAAGAGAUCAGCUGGUAGCUCAAGGGCUGGAGCAUUGGAGAAGAGUCGAAAGCGAGCGUUUACAGAGGAUGGGCCGAGAGGCGAUGGGGUGGCAGCCGUUGGUCAAAACUUUGAGAAGAGAAGGAAGAAAGUCGAGGGCUGGAAAAAGUGA
Talaromyces marneffei is the source of this 1197-nucleotide messenger RNA. RefSeq lists its product as uncharacterized. The transcript has a single exon. Bases 1 to 1197 code for a protein of 398 amino acids. Gene Ontology annotation, biological process: maturation of SSU-rRNA from tricistronic rRNA transcript (SSU-rRNA, 5.8S rRNA, LSU-rRNA). The record is from RefSeq and is a predicted model, not a curated record. Gene Ontology annotation, cellular component: small-subunit processome; nucleolus. NCBI's taxonomy places the organism in Eukaryota, Fungi, Ascomycota, Eurotiomycetes, Eurotiales, Trichocomaceae.